This is a messenger RNA of Nicotiana tabacum (common tobacco), 798 nucleotides long. Lineage: Eukaryota; Viridiplantae; Streptophyta; Magnoliopsida; Solanales; Solanaceae. The record is from RefSeq and is a predicted model, not a curated record.
AUGUGGAUUCAGAGUUUUGCUGGAAUUGGAUAUUUAUUCGGCAGCAUUUCUCCGAUCAUUAAAAGCUCUCUUAAUUAUAAUCAGAGGCAACUUUCACGUUUGGGUGUGGCUAAGGACUUGGGAGAUAGUGUUGGAUUUUUGGCUGGAACUUUAUCUGAAAUCUUGCCGUUAUGGGCAACUCUUCUUGUGGGUGCUAUUCAGAAUUUUAUUGGGUAUGGCUGGGUUUGGCUCAUCGUCACCGGUCGAUCUCCUACUCUUCCCUUAUGGGUUAUGUGCAUUCUUAUAUUUAUAGGUACAAAUGGCGAAACCUACUUUAAUACAGCCGCACUUGUCUCAUGUGUGCAAAAUUUCCCUAAAAGUCGCGGUCCUGUUGUGGGAAUACUUAAGGGAUUCGCUGGCUUGGGUGGUGCAAUUAUGACUCAGAUAUAUGCGUUGAUCCAUUCCCCAGAUCAUGCUUCACUUAUAUUUAUGGUUGCCGUUGGACCUGCAAUGGUGGUUAUUGCUCUCAUGUUUUUAAUCAGGCCUGUUGGUGGCCACAGACAAGUCAGACCUUCUGAUGGAUUCAGCUUUUCAUUAAUUUACAGCAUUUGUAUUAUUUUGGCUUCUUACCUGAUGGGUGUCAUGCUUGUUCAAGACCUUGUUGACGUGAGUCACACCGUCACUACAAUCUUCACAGCUAUUUUAUUCGUUCUAUUGGUAAUCCCGGUGAUGAUUCCCAUCUCCUUGAGCUUCUCUCAAGCGACAAGAGGACCAUCAGAAGAGACUCUUCUAUCUGAGUCACAAAAACAAGAUCCUGGU